This is a messenger RNA of Orbicella faveolata, 1683 nucleotides long. Its product is annotated as NADH dehydrogenase [ubiquinone] 1 alpha subcomplex assembly factor 3-like. Lineage: Eukaryota; Metazoa; Cnidaria; Anthozoa; Scleractinia; Merulinidae. Gene Ontology annotation, cellular component: mitochondrial inner membrane. Gene Ontology annotation, biological process: mitochondrial respiratory chain complex I assembly. The record is from RefSeq and is a predicted model, not a curated record.
UUUUGACAAGUGAUAAGUAACGUAGUACUUCAGGUGGUUUUACAUGAACUAAUAAGUUACCGCUUGCCAUUUUACCAUCAAUUUUCAAAAUGGCGAACGUUCUUCGGUGUUCAAGACAUCUUUUAAGAAGACCAAUCUGCUUAAUCCCAAGACGAUAUGAACAGCACAGUAUAGAAAAAGAACCAAUAAAGACAACAGUGACUUUUAUAACAGAUGUCAAAGACAAUCAUGGUAUUUUGAACACUCCGCCGUUUGUUACAUCAUACAGCAAUCGCGGUUUUCAUCUCAAGGGUAUCAAAGUGUUCGGUUCUGUAGCAGUUCUUCCUUCAGCAUUUUACCACUGGCGGGUCGUAAAACCUGAAGAUAUAACUGCAGAGAGUCUGGCUCUUUUCACAAUAAUGGAACCUCCUAUAGAAAUUGUGGUCGUGGGGACAGGAGAGAAGAUAUUACGUUUAGACCCUGAAAUUCGCAGCUAUUUGAAGAAGCAUAACAUUCUCUUGGAAGUUCAGGAUACAGCAAAUGCAACUGCUACAUUCAACUUUCUUCUUGAAGAAGCAAGGAUGGUCGGGGGUGCUUUUAUACCACCACGGACAGUAGAGGAAGACUGACAGCCAAUCUGCGACAGUAAGAAAAGAUGUUGAUUGUGCAGUGAACUACAGCAGAGAGAGCUCCUAAAUAUCAUGUAGGCACUGAAAGAUGGCAAUAACACGAAGGGAACUUUUGACAACUCACUCAUUUCAGUUAUUUGAAAUCUCUUUAUCUUCAAUGGUAAAGCAGGAGACUUAUUUAAUAACGCAAUUUCUUGGACAAUAGAAAGGAGGUAAAGGCUUGUCAUAGACCAGUACAUAACAAGACAUUGUCAUUCCAUACUAUGAGAAUGAACUAAAAGUAAUUGUCUGUACUGGAGGAAGCUCUUCAAAAUUGUCGUGCUUUUCCUAAUUGAAAGCUUUGUACCAGAGAGAACUGAAUUUUGUUCAGUCCUGGCUAGCUCCUUCAUGCAGAAUCACUAAGCAAAGCCCUGUAAAGACAGUUUUGGGAAUGUUAAGACAAUUCAUGUGCAUUCUGGUAUUUUAAACAAGUGCUGAAAAGUUAUCUUGAUAUCAUCACAAUGGUGGCUGAACUUUUUUGCUACAGGCUUAGUGUAGUUGCAGCAGUCCAGCAAUUACAAGAGGUUAAGUGGUUCUGAUUAUAAAGUUAGAUAGGUCGGUUCUAAAGAACCAGAUUAACUAUACGGAUCUUAGAUUUGAGCACCAUGCACAGUAUCUAGCCACAAAUUUUAACCCAUGAAAGUACAAAAAUCAGCCUGUGCACCCUCACCACUUUCAUGUGGGAUUCUGAGGGACAAAGACUUGACAGAGAGUUGUGACAAUCCAAGCUACUAUGCAGCAUCACUACUAUUGCUUUUGUGCAUGUUUUUUUUUUUUUUUUUUUUUUUAUUGUGUAAAAUCAUCAUUUGAGUUUUUAGGUGGUUUUAAGACAAGUCUGUAUGUAACAGAACCACCUAAAAUAUCUUAGUUUAGCUCUAUCAUUGUUUUAAAGACUAGUGUAUCCUUGGUUCAUUAAAUAAAUGCACUUGUCAAAGAUGUUGUUGUGCAGAGUUAAAAUAUUCAGCAGGUCACAAGUAUGGGAGAAAGGAAAAAUCGGAGUCCCCAGUGGAUUCAGAUCGCAAGUUGGGAACUCAAA